Molecule: messenger RNA, 1785 nt
Organism: Aphis gossypii (cotton aphid)
Lineage: Eukaryota; Metazoa; Arthropoda; Insecta; Hemiptera; Aphididae
Product: ubiquitin recognition factor in ER-associated degradation protein 1-like
Exons: 5
Coding region: 402-1304 (300 amino acids)
Cellular component (GO): VCP-NPL4-UFD1 AAA ATPase complex
Molecular function (GO): polyubiquitin modification-dependent protein binding
Source: RefSeq, a predicted model, not a curated record
GCUCAGUGGUGUUAUUGCCGUGUCCAUGAUACGUUUCAUCAGUAUUGUUUGUAGUUUUUUAUUCGCUCAUCAUAAUAUGAUGUUUUGACGAUUAUGCGAUAGGUAUGUGUCAUUUCAAAUUUCUACACAUUUUUCUAUCUUUUGUAAAUUGUUGAGCGGUAGUACACGAAAACGUAUGUGGACAAAGUUCAUCGUUAUCUAUUAUCCGUAUAAAACAAAAGGUUACUAUAAUUUUUUGAUUGCGCAUGACGCAUCACAAUUUUUAUUACCGCCUUACAUGAUUUACGUACACAAUAACAUUUCCACAUAGUGUUCGUUGACGGUUGAACGCGCGUUCAAAAGGUCUUUUAAUUUAAUGAUAUUUUGUUGACAAUAGUCCACAACAACCGACUGAAAGUAAAAUGUUUUCCCUUAGUUUAUUCAAUGACAUACUCCGACCAUUCAACACGACAUACAGAUGCUGGUCAGUGUCAAUGCUACCUGGCACCGAACGAGAAGACGUUGAACGUGGUGGAAAAAUUAUAAUGCCCCCGUCUGCUCUGGAUAUUCUGACUCGGUUAAAUAUCAACUACCCGAUGUUGUUUAAGCUAACUAACAAAAAAAGCAACAGACAGACUCAUUGUGGUGUAUUGGAGUUCAUUGCAGAUGAAGAGAAAAUAUACAUUCCUUAUUGGAUGAUGAAAAACUUAUUACUAGAUGAAGGAGAUGUGGUGCAAGUUGAAAGCGUUUCGUUAGAAGUAGCCACUUUUUCAAAGUUCCAACCUCAAAAUUCUGAAUUCCUGGAUAUUACUAAUCAAAAAGCUGUUUUAGAAAAUUGUUUGCGCAAUUUUGCUUGUUUGACUACUGGUGAUAUAAUAGCCAUAAAAUACAACCAAAAAGUUUACGAAAUGUGUGUGUUAGAAACCAAACCGGGCAACGCCGUUAGUAUCAUUGAAUGUGAUAUGAAUGUUGAGUUUGCUGCACCAGUUGGUUACCAAGAACCUAAACAUGAAAAAAAACCUGCUGCAGAAGAGAUGAUGAUUGAUCCUGCCGAUUUAAUGCCUGAACCAACAGGUUUCGUAGCAUUUAAAGGUUCAGGCAAUCGAUUAGACGGUAAAAAAAAGAAAGAAAAUCCUGACGAUCAAUUGAAUCAAGUUAAAGUAGCAUACCAAAGAGGUAUCCCAGAUUAUAAUUAUUCUAUUGGAAAUAUACAGUUCUUGAGGAAUAUUCGUUCUGUGACUAAUAAUGAGAAUGAAAAUCAAGAAGGAUUUAAGCCAUUUGCAGGUUCUGGAUCAGUACUAAAAACAAAAAAAAAAAAAACAUAAGAUAAUUUUCUUUUAAAGCAUGCACUUAUAUUUAAUAUGGGAGCAUUUAAAUUUUUAAAAAAUGUACAUUUUUCAAAAUAAUUUUUAAUUUAAUUGCAAAAUAGUUUUGACAUGAUGAUUUUUUUAUAGUUAAAAAUAAGUAUUUUACACAGUUAUUAUAUUAUAUUCAAGUAUUAGCACAUAGAUUAUUGGUUUCUCAUAGAUGUAAUUUUCUCAAUAAAAUAAAAAAAAAUAAUAAAAUGUAUAUAAAUAUGUAAUAACAUUAUUUUCUAUAUUUUCAAUGGUUUAUUAUUAAAAAUUUUUUCAUAUAUUAUAUUUUCAACAAUUACUAUUAGUAUAUGAUAGGCGAUUACAGAUAAAAAUAUUAGUUUGGGAUGAACAUUUUGUUAAGGAUUAUGUUUAUUACUAAAUCAACAAACCAAACAAUAAUAAUCAAAUAAGAAAAUACCUGAUAAUAAUUUUAAUUGAACUAAAAUACUGA